AAAAACCCGCAGCAGCAACAGGCUCGAGCAGUGUGGAGUGAGGGACGCGGUCCGAGACGCUCAUAUCUCAUCACUCCAACACUAGAACAGCUCUCUAGAACAACUCUCUUUUAUAACUCCGAACAGGGGCAAUGUAGAAGGCUUACACGGUUUCUAAAGCGUUUUUAUUUCCUGAAAAAUAAAUAUACACCGCUGCUCUCCAGGAGUUUUUCAGCGCGCGAGCUUCUUGCUGUAACCGGCUUCUCCAAACUUUGGAGGGGAGCAGUGGAGAAAGCGGUGGCCAAAGAGGAAGAAAGAGCUGGGUGGAGGAAGUGAGGAAAAGGGUGAUAAAGAGAAAGUGUGACUGGGAGAGAGAUGGAGUCGCUAUCAGCCGAGUCGGCUACGGUGGAUGAGCUGGUGGAAGCAUGCAUCAAUGCUUUCGAUGACACGGGGAAAUUAAAGGACUUGCCGUUGGUGCGGAUGUUUCUGAUGAUGCACCCCUGGUACCUACCAUCCACAGAGCUAGCCAAGAAACUCCUGCUCAAGUCUCAGGAGGAAAGCUGUACUGCCGAGCUCAGGAGCCGAAUCUGCCACCUAGUCAAGUUCUGGAUCUCAGAGUUUCCCGUCGAGUUCAAUCUUAAUCCAGCUUUGGCUGAACAGAUUCGAGAUCUGAGGGAUCAGCUCAACACGGAGGGCAAUGAGCGGGAGAGUCAGCUCAUCGACGUUGAGAGUGUCCCCUCAUAUAAGUGGAAGCGUCAGGUGACCCAGCAUGUGCCCUCCAUGUCAAAAAAGAGGAAGAUGUCCCUCCUGUUCGAACACUUGGAUGCCUCUGAACUGGCUGAACAUCUUACCUACCUGGAGUAUAAGUCAUUUUGCAAGAUUCUGUUCCAGGACUAUCACAGCUUCGUGAGACACGGCUGCACGGUGGAUAACCCCAUCCUGGAGCGCUUCAUCAUGCUCUUCAACAGCGUCUCCCAGUGGAUCCAGCUUAUGGUGCUCAGCAAGCCCACGGCCCAGCAGCGCGCUGCCGUCAUAACACACUUCGUACAUGUCGCACAGAAACUGUUGCAGCUGCAGAACUUCAACACCCUCAUGGCAGUGGUUGGAGGCCUCAGUAACAGCUCCAUCUCCAGGCUUAAAGACACACAGAACCACAUCAGCAACGAUACCAACAAGAUCUUUAACACUCUGCUGGAUCUGGUGACAUCAUGUGGGAACUACAGUCAGUACCGGCGGCGCUUCUCGGAGUGUUCAGGUUUCCGCUUCCCGAUCCUGGGCGUUCAUCUGAAGGAUCUGAUCGCGGUGCAUGUGGCUCUGCCGGAUUGGGCCAAUGAUGAGAAAACACGUGUUAAUCUGACCAAAACCCAACAGCUCUACUCCAUACUCCAUGAGCUGGCACUGGUCCAGACAAUGCCACCCAACAUAGACGCCAACCCCGACCUUCUUAACCUUCUCACGGUAUCACUGGACCAGUAUCAUACAGAAGACGAGAUAUACCAGCUCUCACUACAAAGGGAACCUCGAAGUUCCAAACCAGCUAACUCAAACCCCGCCCCCAACCUAGCGACUAAGCGGCCAUCGAUGGUUGAUGAGUGGGCAGCAUCGGUGAAGCCUAAAGCCGAUCCUGCUGUCAUCACCAAACACAUUGAAAAGAUGGUUGAGUCUGUCUUCAAGAAUUUCGACACAGACGGAGACGGCUAUAUUUCCCGUGAGGAGUUCGAGAGCAUCCGGAAUAAUUUCCCCUAUCUCAGCAAGUUUGGAGAGCUGGAUACAAACCAGGAUGGCAAGAUCAGCAGGGAGGAGAUGAUAGAUUACUUUAUGAAGGCCAGUUCACUGCUGAACUGUAAGAUGGGCUUCAUACACACGUUCGCAGAGACCACUUAUGUUAAACCCACCUUCUGUGAGCACUGCGCCGGAUUUAUAUGGGGCUUUUAUAAACAAGGAUACAAGUGCAAAGGUGUGUCAGGCUGUCCAUCCAUCUCUGGGCUCAUUCUGGUGUCCAUCACUUUAGUCUGUGGUGUGAACUGUCAUAAGGCGUGUCGCUCGCGGCUGGCAGUGGAGUGUCGCAAGCGGGCGAAGAGCAUCAGUCACGAGACUCCACCUACCCUCCAGGCUCGCUCCUACAGCUUUCCACCUCCGUCUAACUCGCACACCAAUCUCCAGAAUACAGUGAUUGCAGAGGAGGACACGGAGGCACUGAGGGAGGCGGUGUUUGAUGUCCAACUAUAAUUCAGGUAACCUGGCAGAAGAAAGAUUAACACUGGAAAAUCAUCCAGCCUUCCUCUCACCUCAGCUCAACUCUAAUCCUCUAAAUCGAAAAAAAAAAGAAGUAGAUGAGUAUAAAAGACGCUUCUACUACCACCACCGGUCUGUUAGUAGCCUGAAUCGGACGUCGGUCAUCAUGCGAUUUUCCUACCCAUCAUACUACUUGAUCUUAAACAUCAUCUCUGAUCAUGUCCAGGCACAGCUCCAGGACUGAGACGUCAGCAUGCUUCCAUCUUGUGGAUGAGAGCUGCAAGUGCACCACAGAUUGAGCACUUGUUCCUCUUGGUGUGAUAUUUUUAUAUAUAUGUAUUAUCUAUUUGUUAGUGUUUUAUAUUUUUCAAGUUUAAAAGUGAUUAGUGAGACUUAAAAGAAAGAAAAAAAGAUGAAAUAGAGGUGAAAAAAAAAACCUAUAUAUGUAACACUUUCUAUGAAGGUUAUAUUACACGUUCAUGUCCUGUUAUAAUGCAUUCAUAAGGCAAUAUAGACUCCAUAAUAAUUAUUUAUAAAAACAUGUUAUACUUUAUAGCUUUAUAACACUAAUGCAAAAAAAAAAAAAAACCCAGCCCAUGUUUGUAGGGUUGUAUCAUGAGAACUAUUUUGUUGUUUUUGUUUUUGUUUUUUUUCUCUUAAACUCUCCUUUAAAUCAGGAACCCUUAUGAAGAAUCUUCCAGAAUUUCUUAAAAUACGUCUACAAUAACUAAACAUAAUUCAUGUGGUGCUGAAUUUCGUUAUCAUUGGUGACGUAUUGUGUAUAUAAGCAUACCUUCGAAUGCAUUCUGACACCAAUAAAGCAAUAUGUACAGUAUAAUGCCUUAUAAAUGCAUUAUGACACGUUGACGAAUGUAGAAAGUGUUACCUGAUAUAUAUACAAAGAGUAAAUUAGGUAACACCUGUGAAGCCCAUAUUCAUACUCCUCAUGAUUUAAAAUUCCUUAGAAGCAUUUUUAUUAAAGUAUAAUAAUGCGUUAAAAGGCUGUUAUAAUAUGCUGUGAAUAGUAAUUAUGUUAAUAAAAGUGUCACUAUUUAUUUAUAUGUCUAUAAUGUCAUGUGGAAUAAUAAUUUUAUUAACAGAUUAAACAUUUAAAAAUAAUGUAAUUUAAAAAAAAAAAUUGUAUUGACUUUUUUUUUUUAAGUUUGAUUAAAAAAUGCAUUUAUUUUCAGAUUUUAUUCCCGGUCAUUUUUCUAAUCAUUGGUUUUAUUUUUUAUUGUUUUUUUUUUAAUUAUUAAUAAACAAAACCAAUUCAUUCUUGGUCAUAUGACACUUGCAUUACAUGAUAAUUUCCCAAGUGAUUACUUAUUCAAGCUUUAUAACAUGCUUAUAAGCAAUCAUAUCCAUCCUACCAAGACUGAGCACAUUUCUAAUAAUCAUUUGGGCUUCAUAGGAAGUGUUACUGAAAUAAUGCAUUCCUUUAUUCCUUUACUUAAAGGUGCUGAGAUUCUCAAUGUUCUACCAGCUUGUGCGUGUCCUUGUGAGUCGUUCGCAAUAGAUUUCGUGCUAAAACAAGAUGAAUAAUGUACAGGUUUAAUCUUGUGAGAAAAAGUGCAGUGUACAUACAAUGUUUUUUUAAUUUUUUUGAAUGACCGUAGUAGCCUAUGUGGACUUUGAAAUGGACAUUUAUCUUGAGAUCAGUGGUCAUACGAUGCAGAAAAAUCUUCAUUCUCAGAACACUUCCAUUAACUGAAGCAUGAAUGUAGACAAUCCAGUUGAUUUGGUGGAAAAAUAAAAAUAAAUUUGAACGUAUGAUGCCACGUCCUUGCUGUUGUAUUCCGGGUGAACUGCCAAUAUGCUAAAUAUGUUUGUCAAUUUGUCGUUAAAAAUUUUUUUCAGCAUGCACUAUGAACAUUUUUAUACUACUCUAUGCUUGUAUAUAUAUAUAUAUAUAUAUAUAUAUAUAUAAAGAGACAGAGAGAGAGAGAGAGAGAGAGAGAGAGAGUGUAGUGAACUUGCUUUCUAAUGUUCUGAUGUUGUUUCUCGGUGCCGUGUGUUAUCAUGGUAAUUUAUGAUUCUAUUAUCGUGCAAGUCUAGUCAGAUGUUUUACAGUCCCUCAAUAGGAAAGACUUCCGUAUAAGAAAUGAAGUAUAAGGUUAUUAAUGUGUGCCUGCUGCCUGUCACUUCCUUCUCUUUCUUUCAUUGUUCACUCUAUUUUGUGCACACUUGCUAAGACACAGGUAAAAUAAAACCUGCAUGUCCACCUCCA
This is a messenger RNA of Hemibagrus wyckioides, 4441 nucleotides long. Its product is annotated as RAS guanyl-releasing protein 2-like. The transcript has 18 exons. The coding region runs from base 355 to 2208 and encodes 617 amino acids. Gene Ontology annotation, cellular component: plasma membrane. Gene Ontology annotation, molecular function: guanyl-nucleotide exchange factor activity; calcium ion binding. The record is from RefSeq and is a predicted model, not a curated record. Gene Ontology annotation, biological process: Ras protein signal transduction; positive regulation of GTPase activity. NCBI's taxonomy places the organism in Eukaryota, Metazoa, Chordata, Actinopteri, Siluriformes, Bagridae.